This is a messenger RNA of Bicyclus anynana (squinting bush brown), 1065 nucleotides long. RefSeq lists its product as uncharacterized. The transcript is spliced from 3 exons. NCBI's taxonomy places the organism in Eukaryota, Metazoa, Arthropoda, Insecta, Lepidoptera, Nymphalidae. The coding region runs from base 1 to 1065 and encodes 354 amino acids. The record is from RefSeq and is a predicted model, not a curated record. Gene Ontology annotation, molecular function: nucleic acid binding; zinc ion binding; catalytic activity.
AUGGGACAUACGGGCCCCGUGUGCCCUUCGAAGAAGGACCGAAGCAGUCUGUGCUUCCGAUGUGGUGUAGAAGGCCACAAAGCCGCAGAGUGCGUUGCUACCAUGCGCUGCGCCGUCUGCGUUGAUGCGGGUUUGCCGUCGGGGCACAUAAUGGGGAGCAACAAUUGUCGCCCCCCUUCUGUCAAAGGAGGGAACGGUCCUCAGCCGCAGACGAAUCUUAACCACUGUGCGGGGGCUCAGGACCUACUACUGCAGUCCAUCGCAGAGUGGAAAAUUGAUCUGGCCGUAGCAUGUGAGCCUUACUUUGUCCCCUCGCAUGCACAUUGGGUCGGGGACACCGAUGAUUUGGUGGUAGUUGUUUCUGCGAACAAUGCUGACCCCUCGCUUUCUGCUGUCGAGAGGGGUCCAGGGUAUGCGGUAGCGAGAUGGGGGGAGUACACCAUCGUUGGGGUGUACUUUUCGCCUAAUCGACCACUGGCAGAGUUUGAGACUUUCCUAGACUCCGUCAGUGAGGCUGUUCGUAGACACAACGAAGGGCGUACCUUGGUACUCGGCGAUUUUAACGCCAAGAGCCAAGCAUGGGGGAGUCCAGCCACAGAUGCCAGGGGUAGGUCUGUCCAGGUGUGGGCCGUGCACCAAGGACUCUCUCUGCUCAACAGAGGGACAACUUACACCUGUGUACGCGAGGAGGGGGGAUCCAUAGUGGACUUAUCGUUCGCCACGCCUCUGGUUGCUGACAGAGUCACCGGUUGGAAGGUCUGGGAUUGGGUGGAGACCUUGUCAGAUCAUAAUUACAUAAGAUUCAAGAUCUCCAGCCCCGCUGUGGUCACGAUGACUCCUUCUAGCGUUGCGAACUGCUUCCCGCGCUGGUGCCUGAGUCGGGUAGAUCAAGAAUUGCUAAGAGAGGCGGCUAUAGUUCAGCGGUGGUCCUCUCUCACCUUCGAGUCGGAUGCCAGUGGCCCGCGGAUGGCACCGCAGCAAGUGUGUGUACUGGUGGUCAGAAGAAAUAGCGAACCUCCGUACCGCCAGUCACCGAGCACGAAGAGCCUAUGUCCGGUGUCGUAG